AUGGUAAAUGAAUACAAGAGAAUUGUUCUACUGCAAGGACUAGAGUUCAUUAAUGAUCAUUAUUUUAGCUUAUUUAAGUCAUUAAUGUCUAGUGAUUUAAAACUGAAGAGAGACAUUCAAGAGAAUUAUACCAAGGUUCAGAUUGCUGACAUUAUGGAAGAUGAAUUCCCUGCUGAUGCUGGAUUGGGCACACUGAUAGUGUUCUGUGAAUAUAUACCAGCUCUUAAAAAACUUGCUGAAACUCUUCAAAAAGAGAGAUCAAAAGUAAAAGGAAAAACCCCACUGGAAAAAAAGAAGCAAAAAGCAGGCUCUGCUAUACCUACAUCGACUACAAGCCACAGUUUAGCAUCUGAAGGAGGGAAGACAUCCACAGGUCAGGUGAGAUUAACUGAGGAAUGGCAGAGCACUGGUAGUCCACAGAGGCAGAGGCGGUCCCUCUUCCCCCGAGUCUGUCCAUCAAGUACUCACUGGCCAUGAAUAUACUUUCAGAAAAGAAAAAGUAUGAGUAAAGAAAAGACUGGAGUGAAAAAGACGAAAGGUUUGGAGGGCCCAGAUCUCCCUCUCUGUCCUGAAGAAACCACAGCGAGGUUCCAGUCACCAAUAUCCCAGGUCUUACCUUCGACUUCAUCCAACAUUUCUUCAACCCAUAACCAAAAAUCACAGGGCACGUGUCAAAAUAUUACCAGAGGUGCUAUUCUCCAAAAGGAUGCCAUGACAGUGAUGGUGCUCAACUCAACAGAUCCAUUUGAAUAUGAGUCAUCAAAACAUGGAAGAAAGACCAUGUUUCAUGCUACAGUGGCUACUGUGAAGCAUUAUUUCCAUGUGAAAGUUUUCAAUGUCGACCUGAAAGACAAGUUCAAAAAAAAUAAUGUCAUCGUCAUUUCCAAUUACUUCAUGAGCAAAGGAAUCCUAGAGAUAAAUGAAACUUCCUCUGUGGUUAAGGCUGGUUCUGGACAAAAAAUUGAAGUCUCCAAAAGUCUUAUCCAAAGAGCAAAUAAAACUCCCAAGAUCUCUGAUAUUAAGCUGGGUAAAUCCGGACUACUGAUUUAUGGCUUGUUUACAUUAAUGAAGAAAAGAGUGAACCCAAAGAACACAAUCUACAAAAUAAAAGACAAUACAGGAAGUCAUAUGGAAGUGGUGGGGAAUAGAAAAUGGCACGACUUCCACUGUGAGGAAGAAGAUAAACUCCAACUCUACUGCUUUCAGCUGAAAAUAAUUGACAAGAAACAAAAAUUAGUGUGUGGAGAUCACAGUUUCAUUGAGUUAGUCACAGAAAUUGGGAAGAAAAAGGGAAUACCCACUGCCCAUUCAAGCACAAAAGAUGGACAAGAAAAUGUCUACUUGCAACACCGAUUCUGUGGUUUUAAAGAAGAGACACCCAGUUAA
Messenger RNA from Psammomys obesus (fat sand rat), 1386 nucleotides. RefSeq names its product interferon-activable protein 205-B-like. Gene Ontology annotation, molecular function: double-stranded DNA binding. The record is from RefSeq and is a predicted model, not a curated record. Gene Ontology annotation, biological process: response to bacterium; positive regulation of interleukin-1 beta production; cellular response to interferon-beta. Lineage: Eukaryota; Metazoa; Chordata; Mammalia; Rodentia; Muridae. Gene Ontology annotation, cellular component: nucleolus.